This is a messenger RNA of Aphanomyces invadans, 1191 nucleotides long. RefSeq lists its product as hypothetical. The transcript has 4 exons. The record is from RefSeq and is a predicted model, not a curated record. The coding region runs from base 1 to 1191 and encodes 396 amino acids. Lineage: Eukaryota; Oomycota; Saprolegniomycetes; Saprolegniales; Verrucalvaceae. Gene Ontology annotation, molecular function: oxidoreductase activity.
AUGGCCGACUGCAAUCCUGUCAUGGCGGACUAUGGUACCAGCGGUGCCGUCAACACGUCGACGUAUGCCAUUGGCGGGGCCGUCGGCGAAAGGGAGAAUGUGACCGCGGCCAACUGCAUCCGGGACCCGGACCAACCGGCAACCCGAAGCUUUUGCCAACACGAAGACGCGUUUCAAUCGAACACGUGCCUCGGGUGUAUUCCACGGGGGGACUGGUCCAAUGCCAAGGUCUCGACCGACAUGACGCUGGUCAGUUUGAGCAACCAGAUCUUUGCUCCGACCAUGAGUGUGUUCACACAGAAUAUCAUGUACAAGGUGCAUCCUAAAGUCCAUGCCAAUCUGAACGGCGCCAUGGCCACGAUGGCAUCCCCAGCGGAUCCCGUGUUCUUCUUCCACCAUUCUAUGAUCGACGCGCUUUGGACCAUCUACUACAAGUGCCAGGCGCAAGGCGCUCGGUCCACCGACCCCCGCGUCUUCCCCCCAUCGGAUUGGAACCUCUUCAAUCGUCGAGUGUGCGGCCCGUACUCGUUCAUUCCAAAGACGACAUCCAUUCGCUUCUCAGUGUCAAGAAGCACCAUGUCAAUGUUGUAUCACAACGGGACAACAGGCGCUGCUACAUUCGACGUCGGCGACCCCCGCAGCCCCCUCGCGCCAUUCUUUGAGUCCACCCCGACAUCGUACCUGGCGUAUUCUCAGUACCCCCCGAGCUCCGGCAUCUCGUACGACUUUGCCGGCACCGGACUCGACGUUCUCUUGAGCGAGUGCUCGUCGUGGCUCACGUCCCCCUCGGCGUCGCCCCCGCCGACUGCCGAGCCCGCAUCGUUCCUAGAAAGCCGUGGCAAAUCCAAGCGCCGCCCCAAGGCCGUUUCCAAGCAAAUCCAUGCGUCCCAGCGCAUGUACACACACACGCGGAAGUACGUGCGCAACGAACGCAAGGCGCGCGAGUACGUUGAAAUGAUGAUGUGCGUCCAUCGUAACGAGUGCCUUGGCGGCGUUUUCGACUACUCCGACUCGUUCAAACGAAGCUUCAAGCUGCAUCUCAGUCCAUACUGCUACGACGUGUUGGAAGACUUGGCGCGUGGCCGUCGAUCGAUCCCCGUGCCAGGAUGGGCCAAGGUCCUCAUGGACACGUUCGGGUGCGACAUCCACCGAAGCACUGGCCACGAGACUUCCAAAAAGCGCCGCCUCUAA